Messenger RNA from Sycon ciliatum, 2484 nucleotides. RefSeq names its product WASH complex subunit 1-like. The transcript has a single exon. NCBI's taxonomy places the organism in Eukaryota, Metazoa, Porifera, Calcarea, Leucosolenida, Sycettidae. Gene Ontology annotation, molecular function: actin binding; gamma-tubulin binding; alpha-tubulin binding. Gene Ontology annotation, cellular component: early endosome; WASH complex; recycling endosome. The coding region runs from base 114 to 1580 and encodes 488 amino acids. Gene Ontology annotation, biological process: Arp2/3 complex-mediated actin nucleation; endocytic recycling; exocytosis. The record is from RefSeq and is a predicted model, not a curated record.
AAAUCUUCAAAAUAACUUGAUACAAAAACGAAAUUGAAAUGUACUAGUAAGUAGUAGCAAUAAUGCUGCUACAGUUCUAGGUGGUUGCUUGAUUCUUUGGAAUACUCGCAAGGAUGUCGUCGUUACAGGUCUACAAUUUCCCUGUGAUUCUCCCUGACCUUCGGAAAGAGGAAUCGCUGCGGCAGAUCGCUGAUGUUCUGGACUAUCUGGAUAACGUAGCGAACGACGUGUUUACGAAAAUCAGCGGCCGAGUUGCCGACAACAGGGAUCGCUUGAUAGAGAUCAAUACUCGCGUCAAUUCAGCCCAGGCCAAGGUGGAUAAGAUCAAAUCCAGCCGUAACAAGGCCACCAAGGUCUUCUCCAGUUCAAAAUUCCCCGCACCGAAGAAUGUGGAUGCGUACCAUUCGCUGUAUAAGCGGGAUGACGUGGAGAAACUAGUCCGCCCAGACUACACUCGACUGAAGGAUGACGCUAGGUUCCCGCCAGUGGACGGGCAUCUACUGCAGGAGAAGCUACACUUCUUUGAUGUCCGUGUUAAGGUGACCAAGCGCAAGACCAAACGCGCUGCAGGUGAGGAUGAAGAAGCUGGCGAAGGCUUGGGUGGAUUGCCUGGCAACAUUACCUCGGUCUCGUCCAUGCUCCUCUUCAACACGACGGAAAACCCGUACAAGAAGUACUCUGUGAUAGAUCCACUACUUGGAGCACAGACCAAAACAAGGAAGAGCGUGGAGGAGGAUGAGGCACGAGCACUGGCCGAAGCUCCGAAAUCUAUUCUGGAACGAGAGCAGCUGGGCCGCGCACAGCAGGACAGCUAUUUCUACGCGCCGGCAAUGGGAGAAGUGCCGGAAAUUGACGCGCCGUCCUCAUUGCCUGAUUUACCCGGUGUUGCUGACGAUGUCCUGUAUGAUGCAGAUCUUCCAUCCAUUGCACCCUCCGUACCUACUGCAAUACCAGACUUGCCUGCUGUGGGAGAGGAAGGCAAAGCCGGAGGAGAUUCCAGUGCACCGCCUCCGCCACCGUCAUCGUCUUCAUCGGCACCUCCACCGCCACCGCCAGAGGGCGGGGGAGCUCCACCACCUCCUCCGCCACCCCCGCCGCCACCACCCCCUCCGCCCGCAAUGGAUGCUCCUCUCCCACCAGUGGGUCCUACAGGCGAUGGAGGUGAUGCUGGUCCACCGCUUUCUUCAGACGGAGACGAUGGAGGAGGAGGAGGAGGAGGAGGACGUUCGUCCCUACUGGAAAGUAUCCGUAACGCCGGUGGCGGCAAGAUGAAGCUUAAGUCCGCCAAGGAGAGGAAGAUAAAGAAGAAGGCGGUGAAGGAGGAAAAAUCAGCCUCCGGAGGGGGAGGCGGUGGUGAUCUGAUGGGUGACCUGAUGAGCAAGUUGACCCUGCGACGCAAGGGAAUAUCGGGUUCGAAGAAAGCAGCGGCUGCCGACGCUGAUACCACUGAUGAUGGUCCUCCAGCUCCACCCUCUGGCUCAGGGGCUAUGGACAAGAUCUCUAAGAUGAUUCCUGCGCCAAAGAACCGGGGCCGGUCAGCCAGUGGUGACGACUCUGGUGGCGAUUGGGAAGAUGAUUAGCAAUUGAUUUAGGUGAGUAGGUUAUUGGAGACUUGUACUAUGAAUUAUCACAAACUGUUCGUAUUGAUAUGCUUGGAAAUUGGUUGAGAUCUGAUAUUUCGAUGCAGCUGACUUUUGCCGGCAAAAGUCUUUUCAGAGCUGCCAUUAUUUUGCAGUAUAUUAUUUCUCCCGUGUCUUUUUGGGUUUCUUUGUGUUCUUGUCCUAUCUUCCCCAUCGUUCCUAUCCUUCUAGCAUGGUUGAGAUAAUCGCUGUGUGCAGGUAGUUUGGCUCUUGCACGUCCUCAUGACUCUGAGGGUGCGAGGAAAGGGCUGUACUGGAAGCAUUUUAAAUUGUACCUGUAAGUUUUAAUAAUAUGCCCUUGGUAAUAUACCCUUGUGAUAUUAUUGCUAUUCUGUUCGUGUGUCAGCCCCUGGCUCGGUAGCACUGAUCACAGUAAGCUUUGUUUGAGUUUCGUUAGUUUUAUCUUCCUAUACGUAGCUUGUUUUACUUUUAGCCGGCCUUCUGUAAGAAUUCAACAAAUACAUGGAUGGUGUGUAGGAGGAGGAUAUUUAAAGUGCAUGGGAAAAGCCAGUCCAGGGAAAACCAGAACUGACUACAACCAUGCAGUCUGUGAUGGGCAAACUUCCACGGCGUGAUAAUGAUGGGGUGAAACUCCACACCAGGAAAGCUCAUCUUGCCUUCAUUCAGUUUAGCCAGGCUGAUCGCUCUGGAGGCUAUGGCAUUGUUCUUGCAAACUUAUUUUGGGAAUUUGACAUAGGACACCAGUUGCUUUCUUGGACCGGCUUCUUGUGUGCUCUGAUGGACCUGUAUUUCUGGCUUUGUGCUAUUGCCCCCAUUCGCAAGUACAUGCUAUGUACAUAAGUCAUUGUAUUUUAAAAAAAAUUGAUGAGCUAUUCAGUUGUUA